This is a messenger RNA of Penicillium diatomitis, 2658 nucleotides long. Its product is annotated as putative transcription factor (Snd1/p100). Bases 1 to 2658 code for a protein of 885 amino acids. Gene Ontology annotation, biological process: regulatory ncRNA-mediated gene silencing; mRNA catabolic process. NCBI's taxonomy places the organism in Eukaryota, Fungi, Ascomycota, Eurotiomycetes, Eurotiales, Aspergillaceae. The transcript has 2 exons. Gene Ontology annotation, molecular function: RNA binding; nuclease activity. The record is from RefSeq and is a predicted model, not a curated record. Gene Ontology annotation, cellular component: RISC complex; nucleus; cytosol.
AUGACGUUUGAAGCCCGUGUGAAGUCGGUCCUCUCAGGCGACACUGUAGUGUUGUCCAACCUCACAAACCCGACACAAGAGCGUGUCCUCUCUCUAGCUUAUGUGUCUGCGCCACGAUUGAGGAGGGAAGGCGACGAGCCUUACGCUUUCCAAUCUCGCGAGUUUCUCCGUGAACUGCUUGUCGGCAAGGUCAUCCAAUUCCACGUCGUCUACUCCAUCCCCACCGGUGCCAAGCGGGAAUAUGGUAUUAUCCGAUUACCUGGGUUUGAUGCACAGCUCCCCGAUAUCAGCGUGCAGGAAGGCUGGAGCAAGGUCCGUGAGGAGGCUGGAAAGCGCAGCGAUGACUCCGAAGAGACCCUGGCGCUGCUGGAUCGGCUCCGGGCCCUUGAAUCACUCGCUCAAGAUGAGAGCAAGGGUCUCUGGAGUUCCUCAGACAAGGGUCUGGUCGACACCACAUACGAGCUUGCCAAUGGACAGGAGCUCGUCACACAAUUCAAGGGAGAGCAACUGGAGGGUAUCGUUGAGAGGGUCCUGAAUGGAGACCGCGUGGUGCUUCGUCUCAUGGUCUCACCCACCGAGCACAUCCAGACUGUGGUGGCUGUCGCUGGUGUUCGUGCUCCUUCGGCCAAGCGUACGACCGCCGAUGGUAAGGAACAUGCUGCAGAGCCCUUCGGUGAUGACGCUCAGCAGUUUGUGGAAACUCGGCUGCUCCAGCGUAAGGUCAAGGUCUUCCUGCUUGGUGUCACCCCACUAGGCCAGUUGGUCGCGACCCUCCUUCACCCCAACGGUAACAUCGCGCGGUUCCUCCUUGAGGAGGGCUUGGCUCGCUGCCAAGACCACCACUCGGCCAUGCUUGGUGGAGACAUGGUCCUGCUUCGCCAGGCCGAGCUGAAGGCAAAGAAUGCCCGCAAGGGUAUUUUCACCAGCCACGUGGGACCCAAAGGCACGGGUGCCGCUGCUCUGGACUACACCGUGAGCCGGGUUCUGAAUGCCGACACUAUCUUCAUCCGCAACAAAGCUGGCCAGGAGAAAAAGAUCAGCCUCGCUAGUAUCCGCCAACCCAAGCCUUCCGAUCCCAAGCAGGCUCCGUUCGCCAAUGAUGCCAAGGAAUUCCUGCGCAAGAAGAUCAUCGGGAAAAAUGUGAAGGUCACAAUCACCGGCAAGAAGCCAGCUAAUGAAGGCUAUGAGGAGCGUGAGGUGGCUACCGUUAUCCAGGGUAACACCGACAUUGCAUUGGCCCUUGUUGAGGCUGGAUACGCUUCCGUAAUCCGUCAUCGCAUGGAUGAUGAUGACCGAUCCCCCGACUACGACUCUCUCCUCGUUGCUGAAGCCGAGGCUCAACAGGAGGCCCGUGGCAUGUGGUCACCUAAGCCGCCCAAGGUCAAGCAAUACCAGGACUACUCUGAGAGCGUGCAGAAGGCCAAGCUCGAAGUCGGCAUCUUGCAGCGCUCUAAGCGUGUUCCUGCCGUCGUCGACUUUGUCAAGUCCGGUUCUCGUUUCACUGUCCUUGUGCCCCGUGAGAACGCCAAGCUGACUCUGGUUCUGUCUGGCAUCCGCGCUCCCCGCUCCGCCCGUGGCCCCAACGACGUUGGUGAGCCCUUCGGUCAGGAAGCCCACGAUCUUGCCAACCGUCGCUGCAUGCAACGCGAUGUUGAGAUUGACGUGGAGACGAUCGAUAAGGUUGGUGGAUUCAUCGGCACCCUUUAUGUCAACAAGGAGAAUUUCACCAAGGUUCUGCUUGAGGAAGGGUUGGCCACCGUGCACGCCUACUCCGCCGAGCAGUCCGGUCACGCCAACGAGUACUUUGCGGCCGAACAGCGUGCCAAGGAUGCCCGUAAGGGUCUCUGGCAUGACUGGGACCCCAGCAAGGAGGCUGUGGCCGAGGACUCUGAGGCCGCGAAUGGCAACAGUGAUGAGACCGCUGCUGCUGCUGUUCCAGCUCGUCGCAAGGACUAUCGUGAUGUCAUGGUCACCCAUAUUGACCCCGAGACUGGUCGCCUCAAGUUGCAGCAAGUGGGCAGCGGUACAAGCGCUUUGACUGAGCUCAUGAGCGCUUUCCGCGCCUUCCACAUCAACAAGGCCAAUGAAACCUCUUUGCCCGGCCCUCCCAAGGCCGGCGACUGGGUUGCAGCCCAGUUCACCGAGGAUGGCCAAUGGUACCGCGCCCGGGUCCGCCGCAAUGAUCGCGAGAAGCAGCAGGCCGAGGUGCUUUACAUCGACUUUGGCAAUUCCGAGACGCUGCCCUGGAAGGCCCUGCGUCCUCUGACACAACCUCAGUUCUCCGCUCAGAAGCUCCGACCCCAGGCCAUCGAUGCGGUUCUCUCCCUCUUGCAAUUCCCCACCUCCCGAGACUACAUGGAUGACGCCGUGGCUUUCCUCGGUGACCAGACCUUUGAUCGUCAGCUGGUUGCCAACGUCGACCACGUGGAAGCUGAUGGCCUUUUGCACGUCACCCUCCUCGACCCCUCGGUCUCUAAGAAUCUCGAUCACAGCAUCAAUGCCGAUGUGAUCAGUGAGGGCUUCGCCAUGGUUCCCCGUAAGCUGAAGGCCUGGGAACGCGCUUCUACCGAAACCCUGCAGCACCUGCGUGAGCUAGAGGACGAGGCUAAGGCUAACCGUCUGGGGAUGUGGGAGUACGGCGAUCUGACCGAGGACUAA